Messenger RNA from Aedes aegypti (yellow fever mosquito), 2871 nucleotides. RefSeq lists its product as uncharacterized. The record is from RefSeq and is a predicted model, not a curated record. Gene Ontology annotation, molecular function: calcium ion binding. NCBI's taxonomy places the organism in Eukaryota, Metazoa, Arthropoda, Insecta, Diptera, Culicidae. The transcript is spliced from 9 exons. Bases 730 to 2871 code for a protein of 713 amino acids.
CCAAUCCAUCUCGAUCUGGAUUCAGUCGUCUUUUGUACGCGAUCGUGUUCAUAUCUUCCGAUGGGCGGCCUUCUCUUCCCGACCGGUCAAUAAUAGGUUCGACCACCAAUCCGCGCGAAUCCCCAUCGAUCUUUUGAUCAUCGACUAAGAAGUGUGUAUUCAAAUUAUGAUUGAACAGUAAGCUGAUUGCUCUUUUUUCUUCAAAGCGAGGUAGCACACGCGUCUCGGAUAGUUGCGAUAAGAUCUUAUAGAACUAAGCCGAUCGUCAUCCGUAGUUGUCGUUCGAUCUCCGGGCGGAAUUUGAAUUUGUAGAGCACCACACGCAUCCACCAUCUGCAAACAUAAUUUAGUUGGCAAUUUUUUUUGCAAUACGACGAUCAGAAAACAGUGAAGUGACUAAGCACCCUAUAGAAGUGAUAGAUUUUCGAGAUCCGGGAAAGCAAUAAUCGAAUGCACAGAGUCAGUUAGUCAGUGUCUGAUGAUUAAGAAAGUGUCGUUAACAUUCCUAACAGUUUGGGCUUUGGCACCAGUCGUUAAUCGCAGGAUAAUUUUCGGUUCGGUUUCGCGAGUGAGAAGUGACAAAGGCUUUCAGUGAUCGCAAUUAGAUCACGUCUUGGAUCACAUCAGAUUUGUCUUUUUUUUUUGUUACGCGAUCGAGGAGGCUCAAAAGUGCGUGGUACGGAUAUUCAGGAGUUCGAAGAAGUGUUUUAUGGCUCAGUGACGACAACGAUGACAGCCGCCAGCAGUUGGAGAGAUAAUUUACGGUCCCGGCGAAUGUUCCGGAUGGGUGCGAUGGGAGUUGAUGCAGUGAAGGCGCCACUGAUGCUGCAGAUACUAUUGUUGCUGCUGACAUCACUGGCGCAACCAUCCGCUGGACAGCGGCGAUCGGCGACGUAUGAAGACUGCGAACAACCGCCGGAAAUAGCCCACGGGAGUGCCCGUAUCACCGUGGACGAAACCGAAGAGUUUGUGACGGCACGCUACAGUUGUGCGGCGGGCUUCAGGUUGGAAGGCAAGGCGGACAUACGAUGUGAUAUCGAUUCCGACGAGUGGCAGGUGAAGGAGUUGCCAAAAUGCGUGAACGAACUGACCGACGAAGGUAACCCACAGCAGCCCCAUCAGAAGAAACGCAAACCCGGCAAGCUGCAAAACAUCCAGGAAGAAACCACCAUCGACAAUGGGUUGGCCUCGCAGCUGGAUCUGUCCUGCAUGGCUCAGGGCUUGAUUCAUGCUCCGGAGAUAGACAAUGGCUACGUAGUCAAGUACAACAGGCGAAGAAAAGAUGACCACAUCUUUCUGGUGGCAUUCUAUGAAUGCGAUGACUACUACGAGUUGCAGCCCCCGGACACGGAUCGAUUGUUCUGCAGUGGCAAGCAGUGGAUAGGCCAAACGCCCAGCUGCGUAUCGACGAGGGGCGAGGGCGAAGAAGACGAAGAGGAAGAGGACGAGGAGGAGGAAGAAGAUUACGACGAAGAAGAUGAGGGGGAACCUGAUCCAGAACAGCAACCCAGUGAAUCGGAAAGUGGCAAGGAUAGGCAACAAAUUCCGGAAAUAAUCCCUCUACCCCCAACAACAACGGCUGCAACCACCAUCGCGACUGAAACCACCGAGCAUUCUACAGACGAACAUCUCCACCACGUGGAAUCCACCUCCACACCCCCUUCCAGACACGAACAACACAGUGAAGGAAGUGUCGAGAUAACGACUGAACAAAUACGCCAUCCAGAAUCACAACCAACUGCGGAGGAUGAUAAUGACAUUGAAGAAAAUGUAAUUGACGGUGAAGAAGACGGAGAAGAAAGUGACCCAAUAACUGAAGGACCCACAGCGACACCUGUAAAAAUAGCAACCUGUGGUGUUGAUCGGGGAGGUUGCGACCAUGAGUGCCACGAUGGACACGAAUCUCACCCGGAGAUACGAUGUUCCUGUUAUCAUGGAUUCUUACUUGAUGAGCGUGAUGGUCGCACAUGUCACGACAUCAACGAAUGCUUGGAGAACAACGGAGGCUGCGAGCAGACCUGCACCAACAAGCCUGGAUCCUACGAGUGCAGUUGUCAGCCGGGUCUUCAAAUUGACGUCCUUGAUGGUCGAAAAUGCAUCGACAUCAACGAGUGCCUGCUGCGGAAUGGUCACGGCCCCUGCCAGGACACGUGCAUCAAUCUGUGGGCCUCCUACAAUUGCACUUGCGAAGGACUUCCGGGAACUCGUCUUUCGGCAGAUGGCCACGGCUGUGAAGACGCCGGCGAAUGUCCAAAGGCCGGCUGCUCCCAUCAGUGCCUCAGUACGAUGGGCAGGACGUAUUGCCUGUGUCCGAAGGGGUUUUCCCUCGGGGACGAUUGGAAAACUUGCCAAGAUAUCGAUGAAUGUGAGGACCCUUCGAUUGCCGAGCUCUGUCCACAUGGAUGCGAAAAUCUUCACGGGUCGUAUCGAUGUCGGCAACCGGAACCCAUCUCCACCGAGGCAUCCCCCACAGAGGACGAGCUCGAAGAAGACGGCGAUGAAGACGAGGAGGCCGAGGAAGACACCGAACUGGGUAAUGAACUUGAUUCGCCCUCCGCAACAUCCUCCACAACCACGACGGAAAUAUCUGAAAUUAAGCCCGAAGCGGUCACCGAAGGCAAACUCCCGGAGGACGUUGACGGCACCGAUGACGAAGAUGAUGAUGAUCAAAGAUUGAUGACUACGACGACAACGACAAAGAGCAACCGGACGUUGAUAGGCGGCAAAAUGAAGUGGAAAUUCAUCACCAUCCCCAUCGGCAUCACCACGGGGAGGAGGAAAGUGAAGGAGAGUUGCCAGGGAGUCAUACGUCCACUUCAACGACUACCGAAUCGUAUCGCUCGCCGGAUGAAGAGGAGGAGGAGGACCUAG